Xenopus laevis (African clawed frog) is the source of this 1102-nucleotide messenger RNA. RefSeq names its product claudin 18 S homeolog (gene cldn18.S). Gene Ontology annotation, molecular function: structural molecule activity. Gene Ontology annotation, cellular component: bicellular tight junction; plasma membrane; membrane. The record is from RefSeq and is a predicted model, not a curated record. Lineage: Eukaryota; Metazoa; Chordata; Amphibia; Anura; Pipidae. The transcript is spliced from 5 exons. Bases 80 to 862 code for a protein of 260 amino acids.
UACUCAAUUCCAGAGCAAUAAUACAUGCACAGAUCCUUGAUUGAGAAGCGCCUUAAGAAAGUUGUGAGUGAAUUCUAUCAUGGCUGUAACAAUGUGCCAGUCUUUGGGAUUCUUUAUCUCCCUUGUAGGGGUGGCUGGGAUCAUUGCAGCAACUUGCAUGAAUCAAUGGAGCACCCAAGAUCUCUACAAUAAUCCAGUUACAGCCGUCUUUAAUUACCAGGGUUUGUGGCAGACCUGUGUCAAGCAAACCUCUGGAUUCACAGAGUGCCGUGCAUAUUUCACCAUCCUUGGACUUCCAGCAAUGUUCCAGGCAGUCAGAGCCCUGAUGAUCGUGGGCAUAGUGUUGGGAGGCAUUGGCUUACUUGUGGCCAUUAUUUCCCUAAAGUGCCUUCGCAUUGGUAACAUGGAGGACUCUGCCAAGGCCAACAUUACCUUGACAUCUGGUAUCAUGUUCAUUCUAGCAGGACUGUGUUCAAUUAUUGGAGUAUCUGUCUUUGCCAACAUGUUGGUUACAAACUUCUGGAUGACUACAGCCAAUAUGUACACAGGAGGUGCUAUCAGUGGAAUGGGAGGAAUGGGCGGCUUGCAGACUCUACAGACGAGAUAUACUUUUGGAGCAGCACUUUUUGUUGGAUGGGUAGCUGGAGGCUUGACAGUGAUUGGAGGAGUUAUGAUGUGCAUAGCAUGCCGCGGACUCAUGCCAGAGGAAAGCAACUACAAGGCAGUCUCCUACCACGUUUCUGGAAAAACUCCAGCCUACAAAACAUCUGCCUACGAGGAGAAGAGUAAAAAAUCCAUUUACAACGAAUCCAAAAGGAGCGAGGAUGGGAAGAGCUACCCUUCAAAAUAUGAUUAUGUGUAGCUGUCUAAGAACCUGGUAUCUACCUACAGUUGUACCGUUUAAUAUAAGGGGAUGGCCAAAUUAAUUAGUGCAACCCAUCAAGAUAACUUACUGCUAAACUGUAACACGGUACAGCUAAUGGGCAAGUUUAAGUUAACCUGUAUCUCAUGGCUAUGCACUGUUUAUUAAGCCAAAGCCUUUUUUCUUGUUUUGUAGUAUAUUUUAUAAUGCUUUUUACAUAAAACUGUUUGUAUCUAUAAA